AUGGCGAAACGAUCAAUGGAGUCUGACUCUGUCUCGAGUCCACCGAAACGUCGGGUCCAGCCUGUACCCACGGAGAAAAGGCCCUUCGAGAUUGUCAAUCUGAAAGAUGGCGAUGUGCUACACCAAACAUGUGUGGUGAUUGACGGUACCUGCCAUGAAUUCGACUACGCCGAGGAAACCAAUUUCGUGUCUGUUUCGUCAGCUGAUAUGCUUAAUCAAUCACAUCCUGUGAACCACUGGCCCUUGAACAGAGGACAGUGGAAGGCACUGGUGAUGCUGGCUCCAGGAAGCAACAAGAUUCUUUUCGAAUUGCAUCAUGCCGGAGGAGUCUCGGACUCUCUGGAGAUCACCGUGAACUACAUUCCUUUGCUGCAACUUCCACCCCUUCACCUGGCCAUUCUCGUUGCUAAGGACUCGCCUCUCCUUAUUGACUGUCCACCCGCCAAAUACGGUGGGAUCUCGACCGCGCAUAGCAGUCUCGACGCGGCCAUUGCCAAGCUGCGCAUGUCGGCGUACAUGUGGCAAGCUGUUACGGCCGAAGACUUCCGUCAAAAGGGGCUGGGUAGACGCUCAUUCCGCCUGGAAGAGGAAUGGAUGUCUAAUACGACCUUGCAAAUGGCUCAUCAAACAACACCUGGAGAUCAGAGCCGCAUGGCUGCUGUUGCAAAGGUCCAUAUUAUCCGAUCUGACAAGACUGUCGCGGAGAUCAGAGAUGCCGAGGUUGCGCAGCAGAAUUCUCGUGGUCGGAAUCGAGAUGCCCUUCAUGCAUACUUUGAAGCAGCUCUGGUUGAAGCAGGCGGUCCCUUCGAGUCAAGAUGCCGCCCUGUUGUCGCGGGACUGAUUCUGGAUUCUCACUACUCCACGGAAAGAUCUAUGAUCAUGGGCCAUGCGGCGCUGGGCUGCCAUAAGUCUGAUGGAAUCUCCCUGGGAGUCUUUGGUAGCCACCUUACUUACUCUUGGCCUCGCUUCUUGGAAGAAGUCCCCGCCUGUCUGACCGACAUGACGCUUACCGGAGAUACUGUCGGUAACGAUAAUAACGAAUGCGACACUAUGCGCGGUGCCUGUUUUGUCGGCCAGGGCGCCUUCCUUCACGAGGUCGGCCACGCAUUUGGCGCUGAUCACACGACUGGUAUCAUGGCGAGAGGUUACAGCAAAUCCUGGGCGAUGAAUAUUAUUGAGCACAAGACAAACGAUAAGAUGGUCAAUGACUCGAAGUGGGAUCUUCGCGAUGUUCUCCAGUUCAAGCUCCUUCCGCACUUUGCACUCCCUGGUGACAUGCCUGUUUCAAAGGGCUUCAGGAACGCUGUCGUGAACAUUCAGCUUGACAUUGAUCUUGACAAGGUGGAGGAAAUGACUGACGGCGAGGAACCUCGCGAUGAGAUCAUCAAGAUCUCUUGCUCGGCAGGUCUUGCACAAGUGAAGAUUCAGAAUGGCAAGGAGGAGCAAGUCCGAUUCGCUGAUUCCGACUGGACUGGCCAAUGCACUGCAAUUCUCAUCAACACCAGCGUUGAAGAAUUCGACCGGAACGAGCCGUUGAAGAUCUUUGCUCUUGGAAUGAACGGUAAAGAACGAACUGUCGCCGAUGCAUGGAAGCUGUUGAAAGAAAACCCAUACAUCCUGAUCCCCGGCAGCAACAUGGUCCUUCGGAAACAAUCUGUCCGAACCGAGCCUUUCGGGAGUGAGACCAGUGACGAUGAGUUUGUUCAAUGGGCUAUGCUUCUUAAGCACCGCGGCACAGAUGGUCAGUUGCACCGAGCCACAGCGAUCGAUCUCCGAGUUGGAUGUACCAUGGACGGAGCGGUCGUGCAUUAUGCUGAUGGGCGGCACGAGAAUUGCGGCCCUGCCCGUAACCGGCAUGGUGGGCCACACCACUUUGGAGGACAUGCGUCUGAGAAACAUGACCUCCCUGAAGGGCAAACCAUCACCAAAGUGCGGCUUCGCACGCAGAGCAGGAAUUGGGGUGGUAGUUUGUCGGGAAUUCGCAUGACUCUGAGUAAUGGGGCUCAAUGGGGUUGCUUGCACGAUGAUCAAGGCGGUGAUAGCUAUGACAGUGACGAAGAAGAUGAGGGAGAGGGAGAUGAUGGAUCGAGCGUCAUCGCACUUGAACCAAAUGACGAUGAGGUUAUUGUAGGGUUCUAUGGACAAAGUUUCUCGGACUCUGGGUUCACAUCUGAGUUUGGAAUCUUGACGGCUCCUAAGGGGGUAGAACUGCCUGAUGUGGUCUACGAUAUGCCGGAGCUGACUAAUGUUUGA
Messenger RNA from Penicillium pulvis, 2253 nucleotides. RefSeq lists its product as uncharacterized. NCBI's taxonomy places the organism in Eukaryota, Fungi, Ascomycota, Eurotiomycetes, Eurotiales, Aspergillaceae. The record is from RefSeq and is a predicted model, not a curated record. The transcript has a single exon. Bases 1 to 2253 code for a protein of 750 amino acids. Gene Ontology annotation, cellular component: cytoplasm.